Molecule: messenger RNA, 1280 nt
Organism: Diachasmimorpha longicaudata
Lineage: Eukaryota; Metazoa; Arthropoda; Insecta; Hymenoptera; Braconidae
Gene: MED27
Product: mediator of RNA polymerase II transcription subunit 27
Exons: 4
Coding region: 230-1126 (298 amino acids)
Biological process (GO): regulation of transcription by RNA polymerase II
Cellular component (GO): mediator complex
Molecular function (GO): transcription coactivator activity
Source: RefSeq, a predicted model, not a curated record
AAAAGGACUUUCCAACUUGACGGCUGUCUGUUACGUAUUUUUUAUCACUUAUUAUUUGCUGUUAAAUAUUUAUAUUUGUUUAAACGACUCAAGAUAAUCAGACUUUACAUGACACAGACUGGAGGACUUCCUAAAACGACAGAAUAACGAAAAUCGUGGAGUGAUUGCGUGUAAGAGUGAAUGUGAUUGAUGAAGACAACAUCUUUGAUUGAGUGGAAGUGUUUGAACGAUGGAUCAUCAGCAGCAUCUGCAGCAGUUGAAUAAUGCUCUCACAGCUGUUAGAGUUCUCAGGUCUAGUGUCAGACAAGUGUUUGAUUCUGUGGCGAAUGGACUGAGAUCAGAUCAUGGGGAUGAUAAUAAGGAUGCCAAGUAUUUGAGUGAACUGCAGGAGUUGCUGGUUGCUGCACAUGCCAAUUUGAGAGAUGUGGAAGGAGCUGUGGGUACACUGAAUCCACCCCCAGGUCCCUUCAGCCUCGGCAGCACGACGUAUCUCAGCCAGGAAACCAGUCAGGAGAGACAGGCGUUGUAUAGCACUCUCGUGAACAGCUACAAGUGGUGUGACAAAGCCCAUGAGUACAGCAACGUUGCACAACUCCUUCUGAAUCAAAAUUCAUUGAAGAGGUCGUACAUAAACACCAGCAGGUCCAAACGAGGGAGAAUACAGACUAGCACUCAUAACGUUUCGCUUGCGCAAGUUGACGCGAUGUUCAGCACCCUCGACCGUCUAUUUCCGGACAUGACUAUAACCGUAACUCGGCCUUUCGCCUCGAAUGCAAUCCUGAAUGUAACAAUAGGUCACAUUCUGAAGGGCGCUAUUGCGUUCAAGGGACUCAUGGUUGAAUGGGUCGUUGUGAAGGGCUACGGAGAGACCAUGGACCUCUGGACAGAAUCUCGUCACAAGGUCUUCAGAAAAAUGACUGAGAACGCACAUGCUGCGAUGUUACAUUUCCACUCUCCAGCAUUGCCAGAACUGGCUGUCAGAUCUUUCAUGACGUGGUUUGGAAGUUUUGCUAAUGUAUUCAGCCAACCCUGCAAACGAUGUGGACUCCACCUCCACAGCGCUCUGCCCCCGACCUGGCGAGAUUUCCGCACACUCGAGCCAUUUCAUCAGGAAUGCAAACCCUGAGUGAACCUCCAGCCCCCACAAUCUAUGUACAUAAAUCAAUUUUAUCGAAUAAAAAGUCCAAAUAAAAAUCUAGCGUCCAAUUGCGUUGUUAACUUUUUAUUAUUGAGAAAACUGGUGAAAUCUAAAAGUUUGGUGGAAAAUAUUGGGUCAAAUU